UACACAUUACAGGUGUUCAAUACACAAAUUUGGAUACUGCAUGUUUUAUCUUGAAGUAAAACAUUGAAAUGAUAAAAAAAAUGAUGUUUCCUGCCUUUUAUAACCAGAUUUUAUUUAUACUAUGAAAAAAAGAUUUGUUUGAAAACUUGUAUGAUUUUUUUCUUGCAAAUUUUGAGUUUGAAAUGAUUUAUAAUGGUUUAUGCAAUAGUCAGCUGAUUACAUUGACAGGUACUUGACAACAUUUAUUGAAAUACAGUAAGAGGUUAUACCUAUUGGAUUUCAUUUUUGGUAUUAGUUUUAUCUCAUAACAAUGGAAAAAAGUUCUCAAAGCCACACUGGUAGUGAACAUAAUAUUGUUAAAACUGGAACAAAUAGUAUAAAAAUGGAGGGAGACGGUGCUUUAGGAGAAAGAAUUAGACCAACGUCUGUGCAUAGGUCAUCUUCGUUGAAAUCAACUCAUUUGACGAAAACAACAACUCUUGAUGAUUUUGAAGUGCUGUCAACUAUCGGAACUGGUUCAUAUGGGACGUGUAAGAAAAUUGAAAGAAAAAAAGAUAGUAAGAUACUUGUGUGGAAGGAACUGGAUUAUGGAUCAAUGACAGAAACUGAGAAACAGAUGUUGGUAUCCGAGGUGAAUCUUCUCCGUGAGCUGAAGAGCCCAUACAUUGUGCGAUACUAUGACAGAAUUAUAGACAGGGCUCGCACUACAAUAUAUAUUGUGAUGGAAUAUUGCAAGGGUGGUGACCUAUCAACUAUAAUUGCCAAGAAUAAAAGAGAAGGAACAUACCUUGAUGAAGAGUUCAUUUGGAAGAUUUUAGUACAGCUAACUCAGGCACUACAGGAAUGCCACCAGAGGAAAAAUGGACGGGCUGUUCUUCACCGGGAUAUGAAACCUGCAAACGUAUUCCUUGACACGGACAAGAACGUAAAACUGGGAGACUUUGGCUUAGCUAGGGUUCUUCAUCAUGAAACAAGUUUCGCAAAUACUUAUGUUGGCACCCCAUAUUACAUGAGUCCAGAACUUGUGAACAACAUGUCAUAUAAUGAGAAAAGUGAUAUAUGGUCAAUGGGUUGUGUGUUGUAUGAGUUAUGUGCCCUUCAUCCGCCAUUUACUGCCUCAAACCAGACAGAAUUAAAUCGUAAGAUUAGGAUUGGAGAGUUUUGUCGUAUACCAAUCAGGUACUCUGAUGAUCUGAACACAGUGAUCAGGAAGAUGUUACAUGUUGAGGUUUCUAAAAGACCAAGCAUUGAAGAGCUUCUUGAGGAUCCUCUUGUCUCAAGCAGAAGAACAAAAUUAGAUCGUAAAAUGUCUGGACAGCAACGUAGUUCUACAGACCUCAAAGCUUGGGAAAUGGAGCUAAGAAAUUUGGAGAGAGAAUUAGAUGAAAAGAAAAGAGAUCUCGAAAGAAAAGAGAGAGAAUUGAAUGUCCGUGAAAAGAUGAUAGAUGACAAAGACAAGUGUGCUUCUGUCAGGGAGAAGUUAGCUGAAGAAAAGUAUACAAGGGCAGAGACAUUACUUAUAGAUUAUGAACGUAAAAUGAGGUUAGAUACAGACAAACUGUUGCGGAGAGAUCGGGAUUAUGUACCUUCUACUUCAGAAGCUACUAGUGAUAGUCUAGCAUCCUGUAUACCAAAGAAGAAAGACAGCGACACUCCAAAGAAAAAAGUCUCAUUUGACAUGUACGGUAAAGAGAAUCAGCGAUUUAAAGACCGAUAUCGUGAUCCGCUUGCCAAAUAUUCUGACUAUGACAGUACAUAUAUUCAGGAUUUAUUGAAAAAACAAGAACUGAAGGAGCGAUUAUAUCAGGUUAAACAUAGAGCGAUAGAACUACGAGGAACUGAAGAUCGUACAAGUGCAAGAUCCCGGAAUCUGUUAUUAUUCAGAUAGCUUUUAUAGGAGUCUAAUUUCCAUCUGUUUUGUUGUGCCCCCCCAUGAGUGGUGGGGGCAUAUAGAUUUGCUCUUGUCCGUCCGUCCGAGGUUCAUGACGUGCCUAGCUCAAAAAGUAUUUGAUAUAAAUUGAUGAAACCUUGCAUUAGUCUUUAUCAUGAUAAGAACUUGCGCACCUUCUAUUUUUUAUCUGGCUCCGCUCCCUAAUUUUAGAGUUAUGGACGCUGAAAUAGUCAAAAAUGCACAUUUUCACCUUGUGACACGCCUAGCUCAAAAAGUAUUUGAUAUAAAUUGGUGAAACCUUGCAUGAGUCUUUAUCAUGAUAUGAAUUUGCGCACCUUCUAUUUUUCAUCUGGCUCCGCCCUCUAUUUUUAGAGUUAUGGCCCCUGAAAUAGUAAAAAAUGCACAUUUUCACCUUGUGACACGCCUAGCUCAUAAAAUAUUUGAUAUAGAUUCAUGAAACCUUGCACGAGUCUUUAUCAUGAUAUGAACUUACGCACCUCCUAUUUGAUUUUAACUAACUUGCAUACAACUUGUAUCACCAUAAGAUCUCAUUUCCUUUCUUGAACUGGCCAGAUCCCGUCAUGGGUUCCAGAGUUAUGGCCCCUGAAAGGGCCAAAAUUAGCUAUUUUGAGCUUGUCUGCACAAUAGCAGCUUUAUUUAUGAUUUGAUUUUUACCAAACUUGCAUACAACUUGUAUCGCUAUAAGAUCUUGGUUCCUUUCUAGAACUGGCCAGAUUUCUUUAUGGGUUCAAGAGUUAUGGCCCCUGAAAGGCCCAAAAUUAGCUAUUUUGACCUUGUCUCCACAAUAGCAGCUUUAUUUAUGAUUUGAUUUUUACCAAACUUGCACACAACUUUUAUCACCAUAAGAUCUUGGUUCUUUUCUGGAACUGGCAAGAUUCCAUUAUGGGUUCCAGAGUUAUGGCCCCUGAAGGGGUCAAAAUUAGCUAUUUUGACCUUAUCUGCACAAUAGCAGCUUCAUUUAUGAUUUAAUUUUAACCAAACUUGCACAAAACUUGUGUCACCAUAAGAUAUUGGUUCCUUUCUUCAACCGGCCAGAUCCCAUAAUGGGUUCCAGAGUUAUGGCCCCUGAUGGGGCUGGAAUUAGCUAUUUUGACCUUGUCUGCACAAUAGCAGCUUCAUCUAUGAUUUGAAUUUAAUCAAACUUGCACAAACUUGUGUCACCAAAAGAUCUUGGUUCCAUUCUUGAACCGGCCAGUUCCCAUAAUGGGUUCCAGAGUUAUGGCUCCUGAAAGGGCCAAAAUUGGCUAUUUUGACCUUGUCUGCACAAUAGCAGCUUCAUUUAUGAUUUGAUUUUAACCAGACUUGCACACAACUUGUAUCACCAUAAGAUCUUGAUUCUUUUUUAUACGCCCGUAGGGACAUAUUAUGUUAUCGCCUCGGUGUCCGUCUGUCUGUGUGUUGGUUAGCAAUUUCCCUUCAGCUGUGUAACUCUUGAACCCCCUGAUGAUUUCAGAGAAACCUGACACAAAUGUUCACUCAUUGAAAGGAUGUGCAGAACGCAUGUUUCGGAUGGCUAAAUUCAAUGUCAAGGUCACACUUAGGGGUUAAAGGUCAUAUGACUUUGUUUUAUGUGAAUAUUGCUCUGCAUUUGCGUUGCAUUGCAGUGCUCUUGUUUUUAUUUGGCAGAUCCUUCUUUUGUUUGCUUACAAUAUUUUUUUUAUUACUUCCCUUUUAUGUUACUAUAAAUAGCUUAUUUAGUAACUUUUUUAUUAUUGGCCGUAGGGAAAAACUGAGACCACUUUUCUGUGGUACAACAUGGAUGGUACCUCCAAUUUUUAGGUGUAUUUUGACAUAACUGUUACUACCUUGUAAGAAUUUUUUCUUUUUGUUUUUGGUUAAAGCAAUGGUACUCAGGUGAGCAAUAUAGGGCCAUCAUGGCACUCUUAGAGUUAUGGCCCCAGAAAUAGUAAAAAAUGCACAUUUUCACCUUGUGACACGCCUAGCUCAAAAAGUAUUUGAUAUAGAUUCAUGAAACCUUGCAUAGGUCUUAAUCAUGAUAUGAACUUGCACAUCUCCUAUUUUUAAUAUGGGUCCGCUCCCUAUUUCUAGAGUUAUGGCCCCUGAAAUAGUCAAAAAUGCACAUUUUCACCUUGUGACACCCUUAGCUAAGAAAGUAUUUGAUAUAAAUUGAUGAAACCUUGCAUGAGUCUUUAUCAUCAUAUGAACUUGUGCACCUAUUAUUUUUCAUCUAAGUCCGCCCCCUAUUUUUAGAGUUACGGCCCCUGAUAUAGUAAAAAAAAUGCACAUUUUCACCUAAUUAUGUGCCUCACUCAGAAAAUAUUUAAUGUAAAUUCAUGAAACCUUGCUUGAGUCUUUAUCAUAAUGUGACCUUGCACACUUGGCAUUCUUCUUCAGAAUUUUAGCAUUUAUUACAGAGUUAUGGCCCAUGAAAUAGCCAAAAUAGUGGAUUUUUUGUUUCUAAUGCUCAUAGCUAAAAAAGUAUAUGGUUAGGAAUAAUAAAUGCCUUUCAUAUUUUUUUUGAGGCUAUACCCCAUUAAGACUGCAGACAUUUGAAUUGUUCCACCUUAUUUGUGACAUAUAUACCAGUGGGGGCACACCCUGUGUCCUACAGACACAUUCUAGUUAUUUAUUUAUUAUAUAGGAGUCUAAUUUCCAUUUUUUUGGUUAUUUAUUUAUUUAUUUAUUACAUAGCCUUCAUUAUAACAUCUGUUAUCAUUGCAUCUUUUCAAAUGAAAUGUCACCUAGAUACUGUGAAAUCUUAAUUUGUCAUAAAGGAAGUAUAUUUGUAGAUUAAAUGGUUGGGUCACUUCUCUGAUUCCAAAUGAAUUUCUUUGUCUACAAAAAAAAAAAAAAACUUCACGAAAUUUAAUAAUUUCACAGUAUAGUAAGGGCUGGUAAUAAAGGUUUGAUUGAUGGAACUGUCAGCUUAGUUUUUUAACAACCUUUAAUAUGUACAGCAUUCACAAGGUGUAAUUAAAUCAUGUGUAUAUGACUACAGGAUGCAAAGAUGGCAGGUGUUGUAGGGAAAAUUGUUAUUUGAAUGUGUUACUGUGAAGUUGCCUUACUAUGUUACUGCUGUGACAGAAUAAUAAUUGCUUAUAUAUAUUCCAACAAGCAUUACAAAUAUUUUUUUUGUAAUUUUACAUUGUACAUUCCACCAUUCCGUCCUACGUUACAUUCUUGUAUCAAACAAAUGGUAAAGAUUAGUGGUGUUGAAUUAAAGUAAUUUUCCUAAUGGAAGUUUUUCCAGGGUUGCUUAUAGAGUUUUACACCUUGAAUUGGAUAGAUUUACAUAUUCUUAAAGGUGUACGCUAGAGUUCCCUGUAUAGGGGAUGGGCGAAAUUUUUCCCUAUAAGAGAAUUUCU
This is a messenger RNA of Mercenaria mercenaria, 5238 nucleotides long. Its product is annotated as serine/threonine-protein kinase Nek2-like. Lineage: Eukaryota; Metazoa; Mollusca; Bivalvia; Venerida; Veneridae. The transcript is spliced from 9 exons. Gene Ontology annotation, molecular function: protein kinase activity; ATP binding. Gene Ontology annotation, biological process: protein phosphorylation. The record is from RefSeq and is a predicted model, not a curated record. The coding region runs from base 311 to 1888 and encodes 525 amino acids.